UUCUCACUCGCCUGGGCAUUACUACGUCGAGCUGGCUGUGUUGUGGUGCGCUGUGAAGUUACGGCUCGAUGACUGGUCGUUCAGUGAAUGUGACGGGCGUGUGUGAUUACAAAACGAUCGAGUUACACGGGUGCAGCCCUAGAUACCGAGUAAAACCACAAAUUACCUUGUACUAUGUAAAGUUGUGUUGAUUCCGUGGGAGGAAUACUGUCCGAGAGCCUAAUGCCUUCACACAGGCUCAUAUCACCACGUGGAUGUUCUUCGGGAGCAGCUCGAGAAGAUUAUAAACAAACUUGUUGAAAGUUGUACGGAUUUGUAGUUUGGACAUCUUCCCUUUGGGACGUGAUUUUUUCUGUGAUAUUUCUAUCGGAAUUAAUAUAAAUUAGCCAUGGGUCAGAACGGAGGAGAGACCGAGGCGGCGGCUUCUUCUGUGACUGUGGUGAAAUCUAAACUCGUAGUGGUCGGAGAUUGUGGGUGUGGUAAAACUUCCCUCAUCAAAAGAUACGUACAAGGCGAACACAAAGAUAAAUACACACCGACGGGUUUCGACACAUACACAGCAACAUACCACGUGUCCGACACGUACAAAAUACAGAUGUCAAUAUGGGACACUUCAGGAGAUAGCGGCUAUGAUCGGGUGCGUCCCCUAUCCUACAGUGAUGCAGACCUCAUCCUUGUUUGUUUUUCCGUUGCUGAGCCUGACAGUAUGGAAUCUGUCGUUUCCAAGUGGUACGGGGAGGUACGGGAACAUUGUCCUACUCAGCCUAUUAUCCUGGUCGGAUGUAAGACAGAUCUCAGGUCAGACACAGACUUCACGGCCAGACUCGCCCGCAAGAAACAGUCCAUGGUAACCUACGACCAGGGUCUGAAGACAGCUAAACAUAUUGGUGCUCUAGUGUAUUCAGAAACGUCAUCCAAGACAUCCCACAGGAGUGUGUGUGACGUAGUCGAAGUAGCCGCUCUCUCUUCCGCCGGAAAUAAAAGUACCGCAGAAGCGACAAACUUCAGACGUCAGCGGUCAUUUAUCAGACGAAAGCGCUUCAGUGGCAUUGGUGAAGCGAAGGUUCAUCUACGGAAGGAGGCGGCCAAGAGUUGUGUUGUCAUGUGAACUUUGACCUUUUUUUGUCUCAUAUCAAGUUGUUAUACAAGUGUUGUGAUAUUUUUAUUUAUCCGCGAGUAUAGUGAUAAUGCUAGACUUAGCCAAAGCAAUGUUUGCUCAAUAUGGAGACUAAGGAGAACAGAUUGAGUCAGUGAUAAUAUUGUGUUUGUGACAGAGUGCUGGUCUACGGAGUUAUACGCAAUGUUAGUAUCAGUCAAAUGGAUCGACGAUGCAAACUGGUGUCGUCAUACAUCAGUCAACAAUGUCCUGGACAAAUUUGGACAAAGGAGAUUAUAAAGAGUGAGAUAUCGUGAAUUGUGUAUGGUAAAAAGGAAGCUGUCAAAAAGACAUUGUUAGAAGAAAACUUUGACAGACGGCUUCCGUGGACGAUAGUAACACGAUUUGAUGAUGACGUCAUUUAUGACGUCAGAUAAAUGUCCUGGUUAGUGAGAUUGUGCGAGUCUCACAUGGUGCCCAGUUAUCUAGUCGUUAAAGAGACGGUUGACCUGCUCAUUGUGCAUUAUAUAUAUCGGAUUGCACGUGCGUUAUAUGUCUGUUUCGUUCGCUUCCGGUUCAUCAUGUUGCUAUGGUGACGACCGAGCCUAACCAGACCACAGACUGGCUAUAUACACCACUUGUGUUUUCCGUGUAAUUUAUUUAUAUUUAUUGAGUUAUGAAAGUGAGAUCAGUGUGAUGUGUAUCGUCAGUGUAUUACCAGACAACGUUUAAUUCACCUUAGAGUAUGUGUCUGUGCUAAAUGACAACGCAGACCUGGUUUUCUGGUUGCUCAAUAAUCCAGAACAAAAGAGAUUGAUAUACUGUAGUUGAUAGUGCAAAAGAGUGUUAGUAGUGAGAACAGAGAGCGGAGUACAUGUAGAGACGACCUAUGUCAAAAGGAGAUGAACUGUAGCUGUGUAGAUAAACACUGUGUGGCAUUCGGGCAUCUUCGGGGUUUCUCGGUCUCUCCGGAAAGAUCCGAGAGUGUCCGAUUACUACCGGGUUUUAAGAUUCGACCAAAGAGUUUCUUGCGCUUCAUUGAUUGAAAGAUCGCUGGAAACCCAGGAGUAGGGUUCAAUUCAUUUCAUGUAUGCAUAUCACAUGUUUAGUAACAUACAACUUGCCAAAAAUGAUUUUUUUUUUAAUUUUCUUUGCUAGAGUAGUAUUAAGACUUGGAUAACUGUCUCUUCUUAUGUUUAUCCAUAAAAAUGAAGUUUUACUUCAGCAUAAUACGUCAUAGAAUUGUAACAUGGGUAAACUUCCCUUCGUUGUAUGGUAUGAUAGAUGUAUAGUAUACGGGUAACUCUACAGGAAGGAUGAACUAUUCAAGAUUUUUGCCAUUUGAUCAAUUACACACCAGUCCCAUAUACUUAGUACUGUCUGAUGAAGCGUGCGAAACUGAUGGCGUCCAACCGUAACGAUAGGCAGAUACAUGGUAACACAACUACGGAACUCAGAGUGCAUAUUUAUUCGGAGCUCUUUCGUCAAAAUCGUUAUUAUAUAAUACAAUACUGAAGAUUGACUGGGUGUACAGUGAGUGAGAGUGAUUCAUUUAAGUCGUGUUUUGUUGUAAUACAAAUGUCUUUCAUCCAUUCUAACUGUUGUCUCCCGUUUUCCUGGGUAGAAAUAUAACACAUCUCUCGUAUGUAUUUCCCCCAAUCAUCUGUGAUUUCAGCCAUAGCUGUAUCAGAUUGGAUUACUUGCGUUAGUACCAUUUUCCUCCGCUAGGAUUCGCUCAUAAUUUAGAGUAUUUCAGUGCGAAGCUGAGCGGGGGAAAGCUACCACAAGCGAUCCAGGUUAUAGCUAUAGGCCUAUAUGUUUUUAUCAAUUACCCCGUGUUCCUGCUCACACGAAGGUAUCGUUUUUAUUGAAUAAAAAUAAUGCUUUGCAACGCCAUGCUUGAAAUUAAUUUACUACUAGUAUAAGAUUAUGUGACAUGAUUUUUUGAUGUCUUCCUAUUCGGAAAAUCAUUAGUAAAAUUUGGCUGAUACGCCCCUUAAUAGUGUUAGAAGGUGUGUUCUAAGCGAUGUUUCUUAUUUUACAAAUUACAAAAAUACACUUGAUAGAGUUUGAGUCAGUCAGACUAAUACAAUGUACAAACAUAUCAAUUACUUACAUGUACUGUAUCCCUCUUUUAGUGACCAAGUUGUCAUGUUUGAUUUAAAAAAAACUAUUUUCAGAUACUAAAGGGAUAUUUCAGCACUUGUCAGCUGGCUAAUUUCCUUUAUAUACGAUUUCUUUCUAAUAUUCGUGUUUUGGGGAGAGAACAGAUAUUUUACUUCCGUAUAAGACUUAAAUUGUCAGUGAAAUGACGUGGAAUGGAGCGAGUUUUUAGAGAGAGCGGUGAGGUAUCCUGUGGGUACACUGUUAUUCCAGAUUUAUAAACAAGACGAUUUUGACAAGCAAUGGACUAAAUAAAUUAUAUGGAAAAAUGUA
Molecule: messenger RNA, 3532 nt
Organism: Pecten maximus
Lineage: Eukaryota; Metazoa; Mollusca; Bivalvia; Pectinida; Pectinidae
Product: ras-like GTP-binding protein rhoA
Exons: 5
Coding region: 389-1108 (239 amino acids)
Biological process (GO): small GTPase-mediated signal transduction
Molecular function (GO): GTP binding; GTPase activity
Source: RefSeq, a predicted model, not a curated record